Molecule: messenger RNA, 3820 nt
Organism: Papaver somniferum (opium poppy)
Lineage: Eukaryota; Viridiplantae; Streptophyta; Magnoliopsida; Ranunculales; Papaveraceae
Product: protein BREAST CANCER SUSCEPTIBILITY 1 homolog
Exons: 14
Coding region: 114-3626 (1170 amino acids)
Biological process (GO): double-strand break repair via homologous recombination; negative regulation of fatty acid biosynthetic process; positive regulation of transcription by RNA polymerase II
Cellular component (GO): BRCA1-BARD1 complex; plasma membrane; BRCA1-A complex
Molecular function (GO): ubiquitin-protein transferase activity
Source: RefSeq, a predicted model, not a curated record
CCAAAGCUUAGUUUCUCCGAGAAGUUUCAUUCACCUGCUUUUAGUUAUAUCUAGAGAAGGUUUUUUUUUUUAUCUUCACUUAUCUCACAUCUAGAGACCCUAACUGUAAAAAAAUGGAGGCGUUAGUUAAUUUAGAGAAGAUGGGUAGAGAGUUAAAAUGCCCAAUAUGCUUGGGUCUAUUGAAAUCAGCAGUUUCUCUCACCUGCAAUCAUUUGUUUUGCGAUUUAUGUAUUAAGAAAACUAUGAAAUCAGACUCUCAUUGUCCGGUGUGUAAAGUUCCAUUCGGACGAAGAGAGGUUCGUUCGGCUCCGAAUAUGGAUAACUUGGUUAGUAUUUAUAAGAGCAUGGAAGUUGCUUCAGGAAUCAAUACAUUAGCCAGUCAAACUACAGCACAUACUGAUGGAUCAGAUGAAAUUGUUUGUGCACAGAAUAAACCUCAGUAUGCUGCCCAUUCUGAUAGUCCACAAACUCGAGGCAAAGCAAAGAGGAAGAGGAAAUUCAAAAGGAAAACUUCAAAAGAUUGCGAUACUGCUGACAAUGUAUCUCAACCAAGCCAAGAACCUACCUUUCCGGCAAAGAAAAGGGUUCAGGUUCCACAAUGCCUCUUAUCUGAAACCCCAAUGAGGUCUGAGAACUUUGCCGUUGGAAGACUUGAUGAAAUUUCUGAAGAUGGACCUGGGAGUAGCUUAUUUAAAUCGAAAGGGAAGUCCUUUUCUAAUGACAAAGGGGAGCCUGCAUUUGCGCCCUUCUUUUGGUUGAGAGAAGAUAAUCCUGACGAUGAUGUAGAGAAACCAAGUGGUCAGCUGAUGACCUCUGAUGAUUCCAAAGAUACUCCACGAAAAAUUCCUAGCUUCAGUGAUUUAAAAGAUUCUGAUGAUGAGAGCCCUACUAAAUCCAUCGGAAAUGGUGAAGAGAAAACCGAAUCCAAAAUUGCAUACCUUUUUGACAGUGAGAUGUUUGAGUGGACACAGAGACCUUGCUCCCCUGAGCUUUUUUCAACACCUGAGAAAACUAAGGCUGGAUACAAAGAACUGAACACAAUUGAAGAUGAUGAAUGCGUGGUAGCUUCCUCAACUCAGGGUGCACCUACUGGUGAAGCUGUUGCUUCAGAAACAGUGAAAGCCGUCAACUGUGAGCAAGAAAAUGAGAACAUAGAUGAGAAACUUGCACCUGUAAAAGCAAAAAGUUCCAAAAAUCGUAACAAAAGUAAGAAAUCCAAAAGAAAGAGCAAAAGAAACACGGGGAUUGCUAAAGAGAAGUGUGCUAAGAUUUCUACUGAUGAGGUUCUUGGAGAUGUUUGCAUUGAUCUGGGUGAAGUAGGUGAGGUCUCAAAUGAAUCAGUUAAAUGUGCCACUAACAGCACUGCUACAAAUGUGAGGAACAAAAUUUGCAGUAAGAACAAGAAGGCUAGAUUGAACAGUUUCGAUGCUAACAAAGUAACAGAUGAAUUACAUGAAGCGAUUGAAGUAAACAGUGAGAAUCAUGCUACUAAGGAAACUGCUACCAGAUCGCCUACGUCAUUGGAUGACCAACAUACAAAGUCAAUUCACAAAAACAGUGAGAAAAUAAAGAAGCUCGACAUUCAACUCAAACGAACUAAUGCUAGAAGUUUGAAAGACAAAACCGUAGCUGCUGCUGCGGUAGAGGUGGUAGAAGAAGUUCAAAAGAAUGAAAACCAAGAGAAUGGCAAAGCAAACACGAAAUCCCUUGCUCAGACUGACCUACAAGUUGAUCCUCCUAGGACGUCUGAAUUGGAGGAGAGAGCUAGAAACAAGCCCAGGAACGCCAAAAUCUUAGGCAAGAGAAAUUGUGCUAGAGAAUUUGGAAAUCAGAAAAGAUUGAAUUUCACUGAUGAUAGUGUGAAAGGUGUAUCUGCUGGUGAAGUUGCAGUUGCUUCUAGCAAGGUUGUUGAUCCUUCAAAAACAUCCGAGUUGGAGAAGAGAACCACUGACAAACACAGGGACACCAAAAUUGUAGGUGACAAGAGCUGCAUGCAAGAGUUGAGAGAAGGGAAGAGAGUGAAGUUUUCUACUGAUAAUUGUGUGAAGACAGGAGCUGUGGGGAAAGCUCUGGAUGAGUCUAACAAAACUGUUGCGAAGGAAAAUCAAACCAGUAAACAAUUGCAGGAGAAUUCUGAUAAUUCAAGCAGAACUAAAAAAGUCCUUUCUGCGUCUAAGGCUAUGUUACUACAGAAAUGUGAGAAUGUUCCUGUUAAAAUCCAAGAGUUGAGAGAAGGGAAGAGAGUGAAGUUUUCUACUGAUAAUUAUGUGAAGACAGGAUCUGUGGGGAAAGUUCUGGAUGAGUCUAACAAAGCUGUUGCGAAGGAAAAUCAAACCAGUAAACAAUUGCAGGAGAGUUCUGAUAAUUCAAGCAGAACUAAAAAUGUCCUUUGUGCGUCUAAGGCUAUGUCACUACAGAAAUGUGAGAAUGUUCCUGUUAAAAUCCAGUGUGCAUUUUGCCAAUCAUCUACUGAGUCAGAGGCUUCAGGGAAGAUGUUGCACUAUGUUAAUGGCAAGCCAGUAGCUGAUUACAACAAGGGGUCUCACGUCAUACACUCCCACUCAAAUUGCACUGAAUGGGCGCCAAAUGUAUACUUUGAAAAAGAUACUGCAGUCAAUCUUGGAACUGAAGUAGCAAGAAGCAAAAGGAUUAAGUGUAGUUGCUGUGGAAUCAAAGGGGCAUCUCUUGGGUGCUACGAGAAUAGCUGUCGCAAGAGCUUUCAUGUUCCUUGCGCAAAGAUGGUUCCUCAGUGUCGAUGGGAUACUGAGAACUUUGUGCUGCUAUGCCCUAUUCAUUCAUCUUCCAAAUUGCCUAACGAAGUCGCAGGAUCCGUAGGUCAAAGAAGAGAGAAAUCCAUUCCAAAAACAGGAGAAACUGAAGUUCGAGAAGCGGAAGUGGUGGUUCAGCAUGGUCUUAAUACUAGCCAAGCAUGGAAAAGUCUUGGCUCCUCAAAAAAGUGGGUUCUUUGUUGCUCAGGUCUCACAGAUGGAGAGAAGGAAAUUGUUUCUGAGUUCACAAGGAUUACCGGUGUUCCAGUAUCAAAGACUUUUGGCACUAAUGUUACUCAUAUCAUUGCUUCAACUGAUACGAGUGGAGCAUGCAAAAGAACCCUAAAAUUCUUGCUGGGCAUCUUAGAUGGGAAAUGGAUACUGAAUAUUGAUUGGAUUAAAGCUUGCUUACAAGCCAUGGAGCCUGUUGCUGAGGAGCAAUAUGAAGUCAAAGUUGAUAUCCAUGGAAUCGAGGACGGGCCUCUACUAGGAAGACUACGAGUCCAGAAAAAGCAACCAAAGCUUUUCAACGCGUUGAACUUCUACUUCUUUGGAGAAUUUGUGCCUUCUUACAAAGGAGACCUUCAAAAUCUUGUUGUUGCUGCUGGAGGAACUGUUUUACACAGGAAACCCAUCAAGGGAGACCUAGGCUUAUCAUCGUCUGAUUCAUCUAUGUCGACCUUCAUAAUUUACAGCCUUGACGUACCUGAUGAGUGCGACCCCAGGAGAAAGAGUACGAUCUGUAAUCGCAGGAAGGAUGAAGCUCGUGCUUUGGCAGGCUCCAGUGGAACAAAAUUUGCUGGCCAUCCAUGGUUGUUGGAUUCCAUUGCUGCAUGCAAGUUGCAGCGUCUAACUUAAGAAGAGUGGCUGCUGAAUUUGCUUUCUUUAAUCUCUAGUUUCCUGGUUUCAUUUGUAUAUAACUUGAGGUAGCAUCUAGGAUCUGGUUUUGACUUCAGUAUAUUGAUAAAGUAGAUAUUACGUGCUAGGAGUUGUAGAAGAGGUUUUCUUUGCAUAUUACUCAUUCCUUGUUUAUUAGUUAAAGAUUUCAAUCA